This is a messenger RNA of Penicillium cosmopolitanum, 846 nucleotides long. RefSeq names its product aspartate aminotransferase. The transcript is spliced from 5 exons. The record is from RefSeq and is a predicted model, not a curated record. Lineage: Eukaryota; Fungi; Ascomycota; Eurotiomycetes; Eurotiales; Aspergillaceae. Bases 1 to 846 code for a protein of 281 amino acids. Gene Ontology annotation, biological process: biosynthetic process; amino acid metabolic process. Gene Ontology annotation, molecular function: pyridoxal phosphate binding; transaminase activity.
AUGCACUCGAGUGCUCUGCUUGGUCUCUUUUUGACCAAGGAGAUCAUGUCAUGGUGGGACGGCCUUAUUUCAACGCCUUUCGGUCAACUUUCAGUGAUCGAGCAGGAAGUCGAGUUCGGCAAGGUUGACCCAUUUGGUCUCGCUGCAAUCGAGAAAUAUGAAGAAGCACUGUCGACAGCUCGACAGAAAGGUGUCAGAGUGAAAGCACUUCUGUUCUGCUCGCCCCACAAUCCUCUUGGCGACGAGAUAUAUGCUCUCUCUGUUUGGGAGAGUCCCGAUCUCCCAGACCCGGUGUCAUUCAAAUCAAUUCUAUCGAUUAAUGCAGCUCAAAUUAUGGACCCGAGUAGGGUUCAUGUUGUCUGGGGCAUGAGCAAGGACUUUGGGGCGACAGGGUUGCGUAUUGGAUGUCUGAUCAGUCAGUCGAAUGGGCGACUUUUGGAAGCAACCGAAGGAUUCUCUCUACUGAACUUCCCUUCGAGCUUGGCCGACAGGCUUGCCGCAUCCUUGUUGAUAAACGACACAUUUACGUCGCACUACUUAACAACAAACCGGCAUCGUCUCGCUGAAAGCUAUGACAUUGUCACAAAGUUUUUGAAAUAUCAUCAAAUCCCAUAUCGUCAAUCCAAUGCUGCCUUCUUCCUUUGGAUUCGACUCGGAGCAGCUACAGCCGAUAGAAAAGCCACUGAUGAUGAGAUCUUGGCCAAACUUCGGGACCAAAAAGUCUACAUAGCUGCAGGGUAUGCAUAUGCAAGCGAAGAAAGUGGCUGGUUCCGCAUGGUCUUUGCGCAUCCGCGGGAUAUUCUUGAAGAAGGUCUCAAGCGCAUGCUCCAAGCCUUGGCUUCAUAG